AUGACGGCGACGGCGACGGCGACGGCGACGGCAACGGCAACGGCGACGCGCAAGUCGUUUGCCCACCUCGACCAAAAGGCGAUUCUGCGCAAGAUGGAUCUCCGGCUGAUCCCGAUGCUGGCACUUCUUUAUCUGCUCUCGUUCCUUGACCGUGGCAACAUCGGCAACGCCAAGAUCGAGGGCCUGCAGGAAGACCUCGGGCUGACGGCGGACCAGUACAACCUGUGCCUGACCGUCUUCUUCUUCAGCUACGCCGCCUUCGAGGUGCCGAGCAACCUGCUGCUCAAGAAGCUGCGCCCGAGCCGCUGGCUGCCGACCAUCAUGGUGGCGUGGGGCGUGGUCAUGACGCUGAUGGGCGUGGUGCAGGGCUUCGCGGGGCUGCUGGCCGCGCGGCUGUUCCUGGGCGUCGCCGAGGCCGGCCUGUUCCCCGGCAUCGCCUACUACCUGACUAUGUGGUACACGCGCGACGAGAUCCAGCUGCGCCAGGCUCUCUUCUUCAGUGCUGCGUCGAUCGCCGGCGCUUUCAGCGGGCUGCUGGCCUACGCCAUCUCCAACAUGGGGGGCGUCGGCGGGCUGGCAGGCUGGCGCUGGAUUUUCAUCCUCGAGGGCAUCGCCACCGUGCUGAUCGCUGUUUUCGCCUUUUUCGUGCUGCACGACUUCCCCGAAACGGCCUCUUUCCUGGCCGACGACGAGCGCGCUUUUGUCGUCGACCGUCUCAAGUUCCAAGGCCAGAGCAAGAGUCGUGUCCACCUGGCAACUGUCCAGGUGGCGCAGGCCGACGAGUUCAGGUGGGCGUAUGUCUGGCAGGCCUUUGGCGACUGGCAGAUCUGGGCUAGCAUCGUGGUUUACUGGGGUAUCGUGUGCCCUAUCUACGGCAUCAGCCUGUUCCUGCCCACCAUCGUUCACACGCUGGGCUACUCGCCCAGCACGGCGCAGCUGAUGACAGUGCCCAUCUACAUCACGGCAGCGGUGCUGGCCGUGCUCGUGGCCUAUGCCUCGGACCGCGUCGGGAAGCGCAGUCCGUUCGUCGUCGGGCUGCUGAUCGUGGCGGCCAUGGGCUUCUCCAUGUGCAUCGCCUCGUCGGACCCCCACGUCGUGUACGGCGGCGUAUUCGUAGCCGCGUGCGCCGUCUAUCCGGCGUUCCCCGGCAUCAUCACGUGGCUGAGCAACAACCUGGCGGGGUCGUACAAGCGCAGCGCCGGCAUGGCCAUCCAGAUUGGCGUUGGCAACCUCGGGGGCGCCAUGGCUUCCAACUUCUACCGCCAGAAAGACGCAGCGCGCUACGUCCUCGGCCACGGGCUGGAGCUCGGGUUCAUCGGCGCCGGCAUUGUCGCGGCCGCCGGGCUGGCGGCGAGCUACUCGGCCAUCAACAAGAAGCGGGACAAGAUGGUGCGAGACGGCCCGCUGCACUCGUACACUGCCGAAAAGCUCUCCGCCAUGGGCGACCGUGCCGUCACUUUCCGAUACAUGCUAUAA
Molecule: messenger RNA, 1476 nt
Organism: Lasiosphaeria miniovina
Lineage: Eukaryota; Fungi; Ascomycota; Sordariomycetes; Sordariales; Lasiosphaeriaceae
Product: major facilitator superfamily transporter
Exons: 7
Coding region: 1-1476 (491 amino acids)
Biological process (GO): transmembrane transport
Cellular component (GO): membrane
Molecular function (GO): transmembrane transporter activity
Source: RefSeq, a predicted model, not a curated record